Messenger RNA from Enterobius vermicularis (human pinworm), 591 nucleotides. NCBI's taxonomy places the organism in Eukaryota, Metazoa, Nematoda, Chromadorea, Rhabditida, Oxyuridae. The record is from the annotation of a GenBank genome assembly.
AUGACUGAUAAAGCAUACCAAAGAAUCAGAGCAUUAUCUGGAUGGCUUACCAUAGCGGGACGUUCACAUCAAUGCAGUAAAUCGUCUAUCGAAGAAUUGAAAACUUUGGGACGAGGAACUUUUGGUCAUGUUUUUAAAGCGAGGUGUAACCAUACAAACAGCAUAAUGGCAAUUAAAAAGCUUAUAAUACUUGACCGGAAAGAGUAUAAAUCAGCGGUGACUGACGUAGCUGUCAGUAUAGAAGCUGCGAACUGCCCAAAUAUUGUUAAAUUCUACGGAUGCUUUGUUGAUGAAGCUGAGUUAUUGAUAUGUAUGGAAAUGGCAACAGGAUUUGACAAAGUCUUAACUAAGGCUGUUAGAAUCCCAGAAAAAAUUAUUGCAAAAGUGGCGCUGUCUGCCCUUUGUGCACUACAGUACCUGAAAGAAAAGAAGAUAAUGCAUCGUGAUAUAAAACCAGGAAAUAUUUUAAUCGAUUAUCAUGGAACAAUAAAGCUUUGCGAUUUUGGUGUUUGUGGACGUCUAAUUGAUACAAAUUGGGCUGAAUCGUUUUCAGUGGGAAGCCUUGCUUACCUAGCCGUAAGUGACUUUUAG